Messenger RNA from Castor canadensis (American beaver), 839 nucleotides. The record is from RefSeq and is a predicted model, not a curated record. Lineage: Eukaryota; Metazoa; Chordata; Mammalia; Rodentia; Castoridae.
CAGCCUCGGUCUCGAGGCUCCAGCCCCUCACCCGCCCCGCCCGGCUGCAAAGCUGCGAAGCGUCUGGAACUGCAUCCUCCGCAUCCACAGCAGCAUCGCUGUCCUCCCGCGACCGCGUCCUGCAGCAGCUGCCGUUGGAGCCGCCUGACUAGGACCACUGUCCACCAUGGUGAAGCUGGGCUGCAGCUUCUCGGGGAAGCCAGGCAAAGACCCUGGGGACCAGGAUGGCGCCGCCAUGGACAGUGUCCCUCUGAUCAGCCCCCUGGAUGUCAGCCAGCUCCAACCACCAUUCGCUGAUCAGGUGGUCAUCAAGACACAGACGGAAUACCAGCUGUCUUCCCCGGGCCAGCCGAAGAAGUUCUCAGACCUGGAGGGCCAGAGGCUGGCCUGCGGCCACCCAGAGGAAGGGCGCAGGCUGCCCACAGCGAGGAUGAUUGCCUUUGCCAUGGCACUCCUCGGAUGUGUGCUGAUCAUGUACAAGGCUAUCUGGUACGACCAGUUCACCUGCCCGGAUGGCUUCCUGCUUCGGCACAAGAUUUGCACACCUCUGACCCUGGAGAUGUACUACACAGAGAUGGACCCCGAGCGGCACCGCAGCAUCCUGGCGGCCAUCGGGGCCUACCCGCUGAGCCGCAAGCACGGCACGGAUGUGCCCCUGCCCUGGGGGGACAACUAUCGCGCCCCCAAGGAAGGACACAAGAGCCCCACCUCGACGGCGGCGGCGGCGGCGGGGGCCGCGGGCACCGAGCCCCCCGGGAAGCCCUCGGCCAAGGGAGAGAAGGAGGAGGAGGCGCGGAAGGUGGCGGGCAGCGCGCCGUCCCCGGCGCCCCCGCAGUGAC